Molecule: messenger RNA, 2185 nt
Organism: Cucurbita pepo subsp. pepo (vegetable marrow)
Lineage: Eukaryota; Viridiplantae; Streptophyta; Magnoliopsida; Cucurbitales; Cucurbitaceae
Source: RefSeq, a predicted model, not a curated record
CCAACCUCUUCCUCUCAAUUUGUUACUGGUGUCCGUCUGACAUUCCCGUCGUCCCAAAUCGGACUGAAAGUUCACCUGUUGACGAGGGCAAGACUGCACCAUCUCCGGCGGCUGGGAAUGCUGUUCUGACGGGGCUUGAUUGUAGAGAGAGAAUGAAAAAAAGAGCUUAAUAUCUGGGAUAAGCUUGUUUUGUUUAGAAGUUUCAUUUACGAGCUAUCAUGGAUGUUGAUGAUCAAAACCCUGCAUCAACUGCUGCGGAAUCUCCUGAAAUCCUUCCUGGUGGUGAAAAUGAGGAUCUUGAUAAUCCAGCAGAACCAAUGCAACCUGCAGCUACAACAGUUAUUCCAUCUUCAAUUGUGCCUUCCAUUGCUCCCAUCCCCCCUCCUCUAAUUACACGUCCAUUGGCUCCUCUUCCGAGCCGGCCUCUCCUCUUCAGGCCCCCUGUAGCACAAAAUGGGGAGAUGAGAACAAGUGACUCUGACUCAGAACACGAUGAAUUGGCUCCUUCCCGUGCCACUCAAGGUUCAACUGCAGAAUAUGAAGUAUCAGAAGAGAGCAGACAGGUAAGAGAGCGUCAGGAAAAAGCCAUGCAGGAAUUUCUGAUGAAGCGCCGUGCUUCUGCUCUAGCAGUACCUACUAAUGACAUGGCUGUUCGAGCCCGUCUUCGUCGUCUUGGUGAACCCAUAACACUUUUUGGAGAAAGAGAAAUGGAAAGGCGGGACAGGUUGCGGUCAAUAAUGGCACGUUUAGAUGCUGAAGGGCAGUUAGAGAAGCUGUUGAAAGUUCAUGAGGAAGAGGAGGCAGCAGCUACUGGUGGAACUGAGGAGGCUGAGGAAGAAGUGCUUCAAUAUCCUUUUUAUACUGAGGGGCCCAAGGCUCUCUUGGAUGCAAGAAUUGAUAUUGCAAAAUAUUCGAUCGUAAGAGCAGCUGCACGUCUUGAGCGUGCUAAGAGGAAAAGGGAUGAUCCAGAUGAAGAUGUGGAAGCUGAAAUGGAUUGGGCUCUGAGACAGGCUGAAAGUUUGGUUCUGGACUGCAGUGAGAUAGGAGAUGAUCGACCACUUUCUGGUUGCUCGUUCUCGUCUGAUGGAAAAUUCCUCGCCACUAGUUCAUUAAGUGGAGUUGCGAAAAUGUGGAGCAUGCCUCAAGUAAGGAAGGUUUCCAACUUUAAGGGACACACAGAGCGGGUUACUGAUGUGAUAUUUUCUCCAGUGAACGAGUGUUUAGCAACUGCCUCUGCUGACCGAACUGCAAGGUUGUGGUCUACUGAAGGAUCUCUCCUUAGAACAUUUGAGGGCCAUCUGGACCGCCUUGCACGGAUUGCCUUCCACCCAUCAGGUAAGUACUUGGGCACCACUAGCUUCGACAAGACGUGGAGAUUAUGGGACAUUGAAACUGGUGUAGAGUUGCUUCUUCAAGAAGGUCAUAGUAGAAGUGUUUAUGGCAUAGACUUCCACCAUGAUGGAUCUUUAGUAUCAUCUUGUGGACUUGAUGCACUUGCUCGUGUUUGGGACCUUCGAACUGGUAGAAGUGUUCUUGCCUUAGAAGGCCACGUCAAGCCAGUCCUUGGAGUUAAUUUUUCACCCAAUGGUUAUCAUUUAGCUACUGGUGGUGAAGAUAACACCUGUCGGAUAUGGGAUUUAAGGAAGAAAAGAUCUCUUUAUAUAAUACCUGCACACUCAAACCUUAUUUCACAGGUGAAAUAUGAGCCUCAAGAGGGUUACUUCUUGGUAACUGCAUCAUUUGAUAUGACUGCAAAGAUUUGGUCUGCUCGUGAUUUUAAGCCUGUGAAGACACUCUCUGGCCACGAAGCAAAAGUUACAUCUUUGGAUAUAAUUUCAGAUGGACAGUGUAUUGCGACUGUCUCCCACGAUCGGACCAUAAAGCUUUGGUCUGUCAAUAGCAAAGACGAACAAACUAUGGACGUUGAUUGAGUUUUGUAGCACCGACAUGGGGGAGACGUUUUGAAAGCUCUGCAGGCUCAUGUGGAGGUAAAGGAGAUAAAAGAGGUUGGAUCAGAUGAUCUCCCUUCUUUCUAAUCAUGUAAUAUCAUGUAUCUGAUUGAAUGCUGAGUAGUGAGUUAAUUUAGGCCACAAAGAAAAUCCUGUGCUGACAAUUUUCAUGUUAAUUGAGGGUUUUAGAACUUUAGAUCCAAAAGAGAAAUGAAGAUCCAAUAUUAAGACCAAAA